AUGGCCGACUAUGUUAUGACCAUAGACUCGGACACUGAAGAUCCCCCUUCCCUUAAAAUCUCAAAAGAGACGCUAGACGAUGCCCUUAAUCCCGACUUCGUAUUCGAUGCUGGUGCAGACUAUGAAGACAUCUUCGAUGGUGCAAACAUUGUCAAUGACCUGGUAAAGGCGGGUAGCAAAGCGGCCCCUAUAUCCGUAGAUGAGAUCAUUGCCAGACGGCGCUUGUCACUGAAGCGGAAACGAGCUGCAAACGCAGAAAGCGACGAGUCCGAAUCUGAAUCUGAAGGCGACGACGACGAAGAAGAAGGACAUGAAGAAGAGUCUGACGAUGACCCUUUGGCUAGCUCUGAGGAAGAGGACUCUGAAGGUGACGAGGACGAGAACGAAGAAACCGCAGACGAGGAUGAUCUCUCGGAAGGAGGCAGCUCGAGUUCAGAGGAGGAAGAGGAAGAAACAGAGGCAGACAGGUCGCGGAAGGCAGCUUUCUUUGCCGAAGAAGACGGUGGUUCAACAACUUGCGAUACCUUUCUUCAGAUGAAUCUCUCGAGACCCAUUCUCAAGGCUAUCUCGUCCCUCGGCUUCACAAAACCAACACCCAUCCAGGCUUCGACUAUCCCAGUUGCUCUCCUCGGGAAGGAUAUCGUAGGAAAUGCUGUGACUGGUUCUGGAAAAACGGCGGCCUUUAUGAUUCCUAUGCUCGAGCGUCUGCUGUAUCGAGAAAAAGGAAAGAGGGCCGCUGCUACAAGGUGUUUGAUUCUUCUACCUACUCGAGAAUUGGCUGUCCAAUGUUACGAGGUCGGAAAAAGGUUAGGGGCGCACACGGACAUCCAGUUCUGCCUUCUCGUCGGCGGUCUCUCGCUGAAGGCUCAAGAAGCCGCACUUCGCCAAAGACCAGACGUUGUUCUCGCCACUCCCGGUCGUCUGAUCGACCACGUCCGCAAUUCUGUCGGCUUCAACUUGGAUUCGUUGGAUAUCCUCGUUCUUGACGAGGCAGACCGAAUGCUCUCUGAAGGCUUUGCAGAUGAAUUGACAGAAAUCAUCAAAGCCUGCCCCAAAUCCCGACAAACCAUGUUGUUCUCUGCCACCAUGACCGACUCUGUCGACGAACUGAUCAAAAUGUCGUUGAACAAACCCGUCCGACUAUUCGUGGAUCCGAAGCGCUCGACAGCCCGCGGCCUCAUCCAAGAAUUCGUUCGUAUCCGGAAAGAGAGCGACCGUCCUGCCAUGCUUGUCGCGUUAUGCAAGCAAACGUACAAGCACAAAGUCAUCAUUUUCGUGCGUAGCAAGAAACUCGCCCACCAAAUGCGCAUCGUCUUUAGUUUGUUGGGAAUGAAAUGCGCUGAAUUGCAUGGCGAUUUAAGCCAAGAACAGCGUCUACAAGCACUGCAGUCCUUCAGAGAGGGUUCGGUUGACUACCUCAUGGCAACGGAUCUUGCGUCUCGGGGUCUAGAUAUCAAGGGAGUGGAGACCGUGGUCAACUAUGACAUGCCCGGCCAAAUGGCGCAAUACCUACAUCGUGUUGGACGAACAGCUCGUGCUGGCCGGAAGGGAAAAUCCGUGACGCUAGUAGGCGAAGCCGAUCGAAAGCUCCUCAAAGCGGCGAUCAAACAUGCAGCAGGUGAAGAUCAAGUGCGACAACGGGUUCUGGAUACGACAGUCGUUCAGAAGUAUGCGGAUAAACUGGAAGGGCUAAAGGGAGAAAUUGCAGAAGUCAUGCGGGAAGAGAAAGAGGAGAAACAGUUACGGCAAGCUGAAAUGGAGUUGACGAAGGGGGAGAAUAUGAUGAAGCACCAGGACGAAAUUUUCUCGAGGCCGGCGAGGACGUGGUUCCAGACGAAUAAGGAAAAGGAGAAGGCCAAAGAAAUCAGCAAGCAGUUACACGAGGGAAAGAGCGCCGCCAAGGGAAAGCAAUCGAAAGCCGACGAAUCCAAGCCCUCCCGAGACAAGUAUUCUGGAUUGUCGCGGAAGGCGAAAAGGCGGAAGAUGGCGAUGGAGGAAGACAAGGAAAGUGGCGUGCAAAAGUCUGUCAACGCCGCCAUUCGUUCCGCGAAGAAAGCCUCUCGGCUGUCAAAAAUUAGCAUGCUACCCAGCAAGGGAUCAUCGUCCAACGCUAAUUCGUCUGCAAAACCAAGGUCAUCGAGCAAAGCGAAAAGCAAUUUCGACACUGACCGUGGCUCUCGCUCAAAAAACCAGUCUUCUCCUUCCAAGCCCAAGUCUGCUUCAGGCGGCAAGGGGAGAAAGCCAAAAGGGCACAAGAAAAAGUAGGAGUAUGAUACCGCGGCCUCAUUGUUAGUUAUACAGUUGCGCCACCUAAUAUCAGAACACAUUCUCAAA
Messenger RNA from Coprinopsis cinerea okayama7#130, 2334 nucleotides. Its product is annotated as ATP-dependent RNA helicase drs1. Lineage: Eukaryota; Fungi; Basidiomycota; Agaricomycetes; Agaricales; Psathyrellaceae. The transcript is spliced from 8 exons. The coding region runs from base 1 to 2265 and encodes 754 amino acids. Gene Ontology annotation, molecular function: ATP binding; RNA helicase activity; nucleic acid binding. The record is from RefSeq and is a predicted model, not a curated record.